Messenger RNA from Paralichthys olivaceus (Japanese flounder), 922 nucleotides. It is a transcript of the gene rsph1, whose product is annotated as radial spoke head component 1. NCBI's taxonomy places the organism in Eukaryota, Metazoa, Chordata, Actinopteri, Pleuronectiformes, Paralichthyidae. The record is from RefSeq and is a predicted model, not a curated record. Gene Ontology annotation, biological process: axoneme assembly; spermatid development. Gene Ontology annotation, cellular component: motile cilium; nucleus; cytosol.
GCUUUUGGUCACAUGUCAGGCACCGUCGUCAUGGCAACUGUAAACUCGCAAGUGCGCUCAGAGUUGUGUGAAGAUGUUUCACGUGUAAACUGAACUGAAAGUAAACCUGAACAAGACGAGACGCAACGAUGUCUGACGUUGGAUCUGAUGAGUUCGAGGAUGAUCGCAGUAAACUGGGGGAAUACGAAGGUGACAGAAAUGAAGCAGGGGAGAGACAUGGAGUCGGUAAAGCUGUCCUGCCCAACGGGGACACUUAUCAGGGACAGUAUGAGUUCGGCAAAAGACACGGACAGGGGACAUACCACUUCAAGAAUGGAGCGAGAUAUGUGGGAGACUAUAACAAGAACAUGAAACAUGGACAGGGCACUUUUUACUAUCCAGAUGGCUCUAAAUAUGAAGGGUCGUGGGUAGAGGACCUGAGACACGGUCAUGGUAUCUACACUUACCCCAACGGAGACACGUAUGAUGGACAGUGGCUGCGUCAUAUGAGGCACGGUCAGGGCAUUUACCACUACCAUGAAACUGGCUCAAAGUACAAGGGCUCAUGGGUGGAUGGCAAAAUGGAGUCAGCGGGAGAGUACAUCCACUGUAACCACCGAUACGAGGGUAACUUUGCCAACAAUAAUCCCUACGGCCCAGGAAAGUAUGUGUUUGAUAUUGGGUGUGAGCAGCUCGGUGAAUUCCACCAAACAGAGCAGGAUCAAGCUGAGGGUGAAUGGGGCGAGUUGGGGUCCAGUGGCGUCCUCAAGUGGGUUCCCAAGGCCAUCACAGGCCUGACAGUGUGGACUCCAGGCAAAGAGACGUCAGCUGCGGAAAAAGAAACGGCUUCGGCAGAAGACGGAGAAAAGAUCUGAUCUGUGUGAUCGAUAGACUGCCUUUGUUUCAACAGUAAAACAUAAAUAAACUCAUCAAUAUGUAAGCA